AUGACCCAACUAACAACCACGUUUUCAGGUGCCUCUAUAACAAUAUCCUCACAAGCAUCCGCAGAUUCAGCAUUCGACAAAUGCAGCAGCAUAAGCGGCAGCGUGACAAUCGCUCCCUCCGCAUCAGGGACCCUAGCCCUCGACGGACUGGAGCGCAUCAGCGAGGACCUGAUCAUCGAGUCCACGGAUCUCGUCGGUAUUUCUAUACCUGAUAUCGAGGAUGUCGGCGGCUCAGUCACUGUCACAGGGAACGAGCAACUUAAUCGUCUGAGUCUAGGUAGUUUGUCCAGUAUAGCCGGGGAUCUAGAGGUGAAGGGGAACAAUGCGCUGGCGGAUCUCGUGAUGAAUAGUUUGGAGGUAGUCCGGGGAGUCGGGUCUCUUUCUGCUAUCUCUGCGGCUCUAUUUUCCUUCGAAGAACUUGAACGCGUUGGCGGGGAAUCGGAGAUCGUUUCCACAGGUUCGGCUGGAUGUGCGGGCAUCGACGCAUUGAAUCAGGCUGGUUCGGAAGAAGCUGAGGGCGAGGUCUUUCGGGGCUCGUAUACCUGCGCUACUACGAGUGCCUCGCCGACAUCUACAUCAACCUCUACAGAUGAGGCGACAGACUCCAGCGCCGGCUCGGGCCUCGGCGGCGGCGCAAUAGCAGGUAUCGUUGUCGGCGUGGUCGUCGGCGUGCUCAUAAUUCUCAUUCUCAUUUGGCUGCUUCUCCGCAGGCAGCGGAAGAACCCUGUGAUUCACGGCGCUAAUGCUGCUGUCAUUGGCGGGGGUUUCUCAAGUGGUGCAGCGGCUGCCGUCAUGGCGAAGUCGAAGGGCGAGGAAAAAGGCCUCAACCACAACACAAGCCUGAGCACGAGUCCAAGGGAGGGCUCUGCGCCGGUGUCAGCAGCAGCAGGGGGAGCAGGAGGAGGAUCGAUACCACGCCGCCCUGUCUCAAUCGCCACAACGUCCAUGUCCUCACCAAGUACCUAUCAUCCAUCGUCAACGUUUCCCUCCUCCUUAACAGCUGGCACAUCGAAUCGGUCCUCAUUGCCUCUUCCAACAGCACUAAUACCAGGAACUAACGGGUCUUCGAAUCCUCCAGGCAGUAGACCGAGCGACGGAGGCGAUGCGCUCUUCUUCUUCACCACCACGCCUUCUGCAGGGCGACCGCCUCCGCGUCCAGCACGUCAGCCAUCCGAAUCUGAUGUCCCAAUGCUGGAUAGUGAGAAUGUUCAUGAGGUUUCGGGGGUUGCGGUACCGGCCAGGGAAGAAAAGAGGUCAGAAAGGGUUCUUGAGGAAGGAAAAGUGUUUGAGCUGGAUGGGGGGUUCGAUGGGGCGAGACAUCAGAGGGCUAUAAAUGGGGAGCCUGAGGUGGAUGCCAAACAGUAG
Molecule: messenger RNA, 1365 nt
Organism: Aspergillus nidulans FGSC A4
Lineage: Eukaryota; Fungi; Ascomycota; Eurotiomycetes; Eurotiales; Aspergillaceae
Product: putative GPI-anchored cell wall protein Pst1
Exons: 3
Coding region: 1-1365 (454 amino acids)
Source: RefSeq, a predicted model, not a curated record